Molecule: messenger RNA, 732 nt
Organism: Sorex araneus (European shrew)
Lineage: Eukaryota; Metazoa; Chordata; Mammalia; Eulipotyphla; Soricidae
Gene: FFAR2
Product: free fatty acid receptor 2
Biological process (GO): G protein-coupled receptor signaling pathway; cellular response to fatty acid
Cellular component (GO): plasma membrane
Molecular function (GO): G protein-coupled receptor activity
Source: RefSeq, a predicted model, not a curated record
AUGACCCACCAGGUGCUUCUCUGCCUCGGCUUCCUCACUUUCCCCUCCGGCCUCCCACCCAACCUCCUGGCCCUGCCAGCUUUCGCGGGCCGCAUAUGCCAGCCCCAGCCCACGCCCAUGCACGCCCUCCUGCUCGGCCUCACGCAGGCCCACCUCCUCCUCCUGCUGCUCCUGCUGCCCUGCAAGAUGCUGGAGGCUGCUCCCGACUUCCGCUGGUUCCUGCCCAGGAUCGGGUGCACGCUCACGGCCCACGGCUUCUGCAUUGGCAUCCACUGCAGCCUGUGGCUCCAGGCGGGCACCAGCAUUGAGCGGGCCUGCCCCGUGCACUACAAGCUGUCCCGCCGCCUGGGUCCUGUGUCCUUCGACCACGGUAGCAUAGUGAUCAGCGUCCUGUACUUACCGGGUGAGAACACGACGAGAGCGAACCUCUCCGUCUGCUCUGACGACGUCACCCUGGCUGUCCCGGCGCCCCUGCGGCCGGAGCUGCGCCUGGUGCUCAUCCCCAUGGUGCUCACCAUCUUCUGCUACUGGUGCUUUGUGGCCAUCUUGCUCACCCGACCCCAAGUCGGGGCCCACAAGCGCUGGAGAGCCGUGGCACUGGCCAUGGUCACCCUCUUUAACUUCCUGGUCUGCUUUGGGCUGUACAAUGUGCCCCACAUCGUGGGGUUCCCCCAGCAGGACCGCCAAAGCUGGCGGAUAUGCGCGGUGCUAUUGGGUGCCCUAUCUCAUUAA